Tupaia belangeri chinensis (Chinese tree shrew) is the source of this 1523-nucleotide messenger RNA. Its product is annotated as KIAA2013 ortholog. Lineage: Eukaryota; Metazoa; Chordata; Mammalia; Scandentia; Tupaiidae. The record is from RefSeq and is a predicted model, not a curated record. The transcript is spliced from 4 exons. The coding region runs from base 1 to 1362 and encodes 453 amino acids.
AUGACGGAGGGAGGGGAGGAAGCAGAGGACUUUCUGGCGCACCGGGGCCGACCCCACGUCUAUCUGCAGCGCAUCCAGCUCAACAACCCAACGGAGCGUGUGGCCGCGCUGCAGACUGUGGGACCCACUGCCGGCCCGAUCCCCAAGGCCUUCACCAGUACCUUGGAGAAGGUCGGAGACCACCAAUUCCUCCUCUACUCUGGCCGGUCUCCGCCUUUGGCCACCGGCCUGGUGCACCUGGUGGUAGUGGCCGCCAAGAAGCUAGUGAACCGGCUCCAGGUGGCUCCCAAGACGCAACUGGACGAGACAGUGCUGUGGGUGGUGCAUGUCUCCGGCCCCAUUAAUCCUCAGGCUCUCAAAAGCAAAGCAGCCAAGGAACUCAAGGCACUCCAGGACUUGGCACGGAAGGAAAUGCUGGAGCUCCUGGAGAUGCCUGCCACCGAGCUGCUUCAGGACCACCAGCUCCUCUGGGCUCAGCUCUUUAGCCCAGGAGUGGAGAUGAAGAAGAUCACAGACGCCCACACGCCGUCCGGCCUGACCGUGAACCUGACGCUGUACUACAUGCUCUCCUGCUCACCAGCCCCGCUGCUCAGCCCCUCCCUCAGCCGCCGGGAGAGAGAGCAGAUGGAGUCGACGCUCAACUACGAAGAUCACUGCUUCAGCGGCCACGCCACCAUGCACGCCGAGAACCUCUGGCCGGGGCGGCUGACCUCUGUCCAGCAGAUCCUGCAGCUGUCCGACCUGUGGAAGCUAACCCUGCAGAAACGUGGCUGCAAGGGGCUGGUGAAAGUGGGUGCCCCGGGCAUCCUGCAGGGCAUGGUGCUCAGCUUCGGGGGGCUGCAGUUCACAGAGAACCACCUCCAGUUCCAGGCCGACCCCGACGUGCUGCACAACAGCUACGCGCUGCACGGCAUCCGCUACAAGAACGACCACCUCGACCUGGCCGUGCUCGCGGACGCCGAGGGCAAGCCCUACCUGCACGUGUCCGUGGAGCCCCGCGGCCAGCCCGUCAAGGUCUAUGCCUGCGAGGCGGGCUGCCUGGACGACCCCGUGGAGCUGACCUCGGCGCCUGGGGGCCACACCUUCUCGGUCAUGGUGACGCAGCCCAUCACACCGCUGCUGUACAUCUCCACCGACCUCACGCACCUGCAGGACCUGCGGCACACGCUGCACCUCAAGGCCAUCCUGGCCCACGACGAGCACAUGGCCCAGCAGGACCCCGGGCUGCCCUUCCUCUUCUGGUUCAGCGUGGCCUCCCUCAUCACCCUCUUCCACCUCUUCCUCUUCAAGCUCAUCUACAACGAGUACUGCGGGCCCGGAGCCAAGCCCCUCUUCAGGAGCAAGGAAGACCCCAGUGUCUGAGCCCACAGCCCUGCUCCCAGCACACUGGCACAGCGCCCAGCACUGAAAGCCGCUGCUCCGAACAAGGGUCCUUUGGAAGCACCCACCCUUUGUGCCUUGUUGGGGAAACGGUGACGCAGAGUGUUGUGGAUUCUCGAGUCUGCAUCGGAAGGAGGAGCGAG